AUGGAUCUUCCGCCAUCGAUAUCGCCGAAGCGCAAACAGGUGCCCAUGGCCAACAUCUUCAACACCAAGACGCCUGCCCAUCCUUCAUCCUCUACCGCGAUACCCUCUUCCUCACCCGCGUUCGGCACUCCAGUGCACCCUCUGAAGCCCUUCAAGGUAUCGGCACCAACAAAACACGCGAUACUUCCCAUCAUCCUACCGCCAGCGACCCUCAGACCUCUAGCCUUCCGUACAUUUACAAAGAAGCACAGCUUGACCCUGACGUCGACCGCCCUACAAGAACUCGCCACAUUCAUAGGUCGUCACUGCGGCUCAGCAUGGCGGGAAGAGGGUCUGGCGGAAAAGGUUCUGGAGGAGGUGGCGAAGUCGUGGAAGAACCGAAAUGGCGGCGUCAUUGUCGACGGCACGAGCACCGAGCUCAAAGAUAUCCUGAAGACACUGGAGGGGAACAUGAGUGGAGGCAAAAUUGUCACCGGCGCAAAAGGCCUGAGCCGGCAGAAUAGUCUUCUGCUCGAGCCGGGUCAGGAUACAGAGUUCUCGAGCACGAGACUUGGCAUUCGACCUGCGCAGUCUGCUCUAGCGCGAGAAGACAGUCAACAGAGCCUAGGCAUGUCGAAUCUCGGUGUUGAGGAAGACGAUGAUGACGAGAACGUCAGAGAUGCGAGGAAAUGGCUGAAGGUCAUUGAUGCCUACGAGCAACCUCGGUUCUCCUAUAACGUGGCCAAGAAGCAUUUCGAAAGGGAAACUGCAAAACCGUCACUAUUACCCCCAGCAUUGCACAAGACCACUCUCUUCCGAAACAGAUACAAUGUCAUACACCAAAGACUACUCAGAAAUGAAUCAUUCCAGACGUCAGCCGUUGCGAGCGCAAGAGCUCCCUCACUCAAACGAUCGUUGUCGAACCAACAGAACCACAAAAUCACCCCUAUCGCGAAUAUGCUGGGUCGUCAUGGCAGUCAUCACAUGCUUCUUGGCAUGCUGAACAUACUGCCUGCUGGCGGUCUUGCUAUCAGUGAUCUGACUGCUACCAUCGCCCUAGAUCUGUCGCAAGCGGUUGCCAUCCCCGAGGACUCGGCAUGGUUUACCCCCGGCAUGAUUGUUCUGGUAGACGGUGUCUACGAAGAGGAAGAGGAAUCCGUCGGCAAGGGCCUGAGCGGAGCCAGCGGUGUUGGUGGAACAUUGGGAGGCAGAUUCCAAGGCUUCUUCAUCGGCCAGCCCCCGUGUGAAAAGAGAAAGGCGACGUUGGGCGUUAGUGGACCAGACGGCGGUCAAAGCCACACCAUAGGAGGUGGAUUCGGCUGGAUCGAUUUUCUGGGAGUUGGCAGCGAGCGCGCAGUGGGAUCACGCAUGAGGAAACUCGAGCAGCGUCUGCUUCCAAGGCAUUCUGCCGAUGAAGUCCCUAGCCGGGGGCGGAUGGUCAUCCUCGGCGAAAUGAAUCUUGAUCAACCACGUACCCUGCAAGCGAUGCGCAAGAUACUGGCUCUCUACGCUGCCGAGCCAGAAGGCUCGAGCCCGAUGACAUUUGUCGUUACGGGUAACUUCACGCAACAUGCCGUCCUCGCCAGGGGUGGCAGUGGCGGCAGUAUAGAAUACAAGGAAUACUUCGACGCCUUGGCUUCGGCACUGUCUGACUUCCCAACCCUCCUCCAGUCUUCAACUUUCGUCUUCGUCCCCGGAGACAACGACGGCUGGGUUUCCUCCUUCACCGCGGGCGCCGCGACGCCGUUGCCGAGGAAAGCCGCCCCAGAUGUUUUCACGUCUCGCAUCCGGCGCGUAUUCGCCGCAGCAAACGCCGAGCUCGGUACAAAGGGCGACGGAGAGGCAAUCUGGACUUCCAACCCAAGUCGUCUGACCCUCUUUGGUCCCAACCACGAAGUCGUCGUUUUCCGUGACGAUAUUUCUGCUCGCUUCCGCCGCACGGCCGUUCGUCUCAAGACCUCAAAACAAGACCGAGAGGCGGGAGAAGAAGGGGACGAGGAAACCCCGGGAAACGGAGACGUGGCGAUGGGGGGCAGCGACCCCGCAGAGGACGCGGACGGCGCCAUGGACGUCGACAUCCCGAGCGAGAAGCCGGCCGUGAAGGAGGUCAAGUCGGGCGUCCCGCAAGACAUCCACACGGCACGGAAGCUCGUCAAGACCAUACUGGACCAGGGCUACCUCGCGCCUUUCCGCCAGGUCAUCCGCCCGGUGCACUGGGACUACGCCACGGCCCUGCACCUGUACCCCCUGCCGACGUCCAUGAUCCUCGUCGACACCACGGCGCCGCCCUUCUGCGUCACGUACGAGGGCUGUCACGUCAUGAACCCCGGCAGCAUCCUCGUUCCCGGCCGGACGCGCGUGGGCCGGUGGGUAGAGUACGAGAUCGGCAAGGUCGGGAAGCUGAGGGAGACCACUUUCUGA
This is a messenger RNA of Colletotrichum karsti, 2400 nucleotides long. RefSeq names its product DNA polymerase epsilon subunit. The coding region runs from base 1 to 2400 and encodes 799 amino acids. Gene Ontology annotation, biological process: DNA-templated DNA replication; error-prone translesion synthesis. Gene Ontology annotation, molecular function: DNA binding. The record is from RefSeq and is a predicted model, not a curated record. The transcript has 2 exons. Lineage: Eukaryota; Fungi; Ascomycota; Sordariomycetes; Glomerellales; Glomerellaceae. Gene Ontology annotation, cellular component: epsilon DNA polymerase complex.